AUGGCGCCCUCUUCUAGAGGCUUAUUAUGGCGAUGGAGCUUUCUGCUAGCCGUCUGUGCUCUGUUCUUCCUGUGGGCUGAUCUCACCAAUGCCUCCGACGCAGCGUCCAACGCCUCUUUAUUAUGGGGACCAUACAGGCCGAACCUGUACUUCGGCGUAAGACCGAGGCUCCCAAAGAGCUUGACCACAGGCCUCCUGUGGGCGAAUACAGAUAAUUAUCAAUCGGCUCAAACCAAUUUCCGUCACACCUGCGAGCAACAUGAAGGUAUGGCUGGCUAUGGUUGGGAAGAGUACGAUGCCCGCAAUGGGGGUCGUGAGGUUAUACAUGACACAGGGAACAAAAUAGACCUGACGAUUGACUUCGUCAAGGUCCCUGGGGGUGAACAUGGUGGUAGUUGGGCCGCAAGAGUCAAGGGUGUACCUCGUGAGGAUGCACCCGCGACUUUGGUUACGACAUUGGUCUUCUAUGCUGGCAUGGAAGGGCUAGGAGAGCUUGGUUUCACUUCUGACGAGCCGGACUCUGAAGGAUUUGUUACCAUACACGGCCAGACAACUGAUCUGGGUGAGUUCGACUUGACUUUCACUGAAUCACCGGAAAAUUUACUGCCAUACAAAACUCAUCCAGCAUGGGACAAGAAACCGGUCGAUCGACCACUCAUGGGCAGUGUGCAAAUACCGCCAGAAGCUAUUUGGCAAGCUAAGAACAUCAUGUUCGCCAGCUUGAAGCAACAGGUCGACACUUUUGUGCAGGAGUAUGGUCAAGAAAAUAUGCCUCCUCCGUGGCAGACGUUUACCAUUAUGCAGGAUCCUGGUCCAGGCAAUUUUCAUAUGGUUCAGAAAGUGUUCGUUGGUGCUUUUGAAUUUGACAUACUCUUCAGUUCGGACUCUGGGCCUAAGGUCACGUCUGAAACCCUGACAAAGGCAAUCUCCAAAACAUCCAAGUCCUUCCAAUCCAAGUUCAAGGAGAUCUUCAAGCCAUUGGCGCCUUUCACGGACUCCAAGUUCACCUCUCUCUCGGAAUCUUUGUUCUCGAAUCUAUUUGGCGGUAUUGGAUACUUUUACGGCGACUCUCUAGUAGACCGCUCGUACGCUUCAGAAUACGACGAGGACAAUGAAGGCUUCUGGGAGGAAACUGCUCAAGCUCGAGCAAAAGCAGAAGUGGUCAAUGAUCCUGCUGUCGAACUCUUCACAAGCGUACCGUCACGUCCAUUUUUCCCUCGUGGGUUUUUAUGGGACGAGGGUUUUCAUCUCAUUCCAAUCAUUGAAUGGGAUCUUGAUAUCACAAUCGACAUUGUCAAGUCAUGGUUCAAUCUGAUUGACAGUGAUGGGUGGAUCGCUAGAGAGCAAAUUCUUGGACUCGAGGCUCGGAGUAAAGUCCCACCCGAGUUCCAGGUCCAAUAUCCUCAUUACGCCAAUCCGCCCACCCUCUUUCUCAUAAUCGACACUCUGAUCGACAAGCUGGAAUCUGGCUCUCUUUCUGCCACAGAUGCGGACCGAGUCAAGGUGGAACUUCAGCACCUCUAUCCAUUGCUCAAGCGCCAGUACUACUGGUUCCGCAAGACGCAAUUCGGUGAUAUUAGAUCCUACGACCGCGAAGCCUUCUCCACCAAAGAAGCCUACCGCUGGCGAGGCCGCACACCACAGCACAUCCUCACAUCCGGCCUCGAUGACUAUCCACGCCCUCAGCCACCACAUCCAGGAGAGCUGCACACCGACCUAAUCUCCUGGGUCGGGUUGAUGGCAAGCACGCUAUCGCGCCUCGCUCCCCUGACGUCUAACCCCGAUGACGCAUCCGAUUUCAGCGCUCAACACAAAGCAAUCCUCCACAACAUCGACGACCUACACUGGUCGUCCGAACACAAAGCCUACUGCGAUGCCACAAUCGAUGACUACGAAGACUCCGUACACGUUUGCCACAAGGGCUACGUGAGUCUGUUCCCCUUCAUGACAGGCCUCAUGGCCCCCACACACCCUAACCUCCCUCACAUCCUCACCCUCAUCUACGACCCCGAACAUCUCUGGUCACCAUAUGGAGUCCGCUCGCUGUCGAAAUCCUCCCCCUUCUACGGCACCGACGAGAACUACUGGCGCUCCCCCAUAUGGGUCAACAUGAACUACCUGAUCCUGAAGAACUUGCUGGCGGUCGCGCAAUCCCCCUCGGCGCCCACGAAGGUCAAGACCGAAGCUGCAAAGAUCUACACCGAGCUGCGCACGAAUCUCGUCACGAAUGUGUUUGAUGAGUGGGAGCGCACGGGCUUCGCGUGGGAACAGUAUAAUCCCGAGACUGGGCAUGGGCAGAGGACGCAGCAUUUCACCGGCUGGACUAGUCUGGUGGUUGUUAUUAUGCGCAUGCCGGACCUGAGUAAGGAGGCGGGCAUCAAGCAUAGCGAGUUGUGA
Molecule: messenger RNA, 2397 nt
Organism: Exophiala bonariae
Lineage: Eukaryota; Fungi; Ascomycota; Eurotiomycetes; Chaetothyriales; Herpotrichiellaceae
Exons: 1
Coding region: 1-2397 (798 amino acids)
Biological process (GO): oligosaccharide metabolic process; protein N-linked glycosylation
Cellular component (GO): endoplasmic reticulum membrane
Molecular function (GO): Glc3Man9GlcNAc2 oligosaccharide glucosidase activity
Source: RefSeq, a predicted model, not a curated record